Molecule: messenger RNA, 2358 nt
Organism: Lotus japonicus
Lineage: Eukaryota; Viridiplantae; Streptophyta; Magnoliopsida; Fabales; Fabaceae
Product: heterogeneous nuclear ribonucleoprotein Q-like
Exons: 10
Coding region: 559-2049 (496 amino acids)
Cellular component (GO): nucleus
Molecular function (GO): mRNA binding
Source: RefSeq, a predicted model, not a curated record
GGCGUAGAAGGCCCGGCCCAAAGGUCCAAGGUAAAACCCCUCCCUCUGCACACCGCCGGGCAAUCGUGAACUCGGCCACCAUAAGCAUAAGCCUCGGCUCGCACAGCACUAGCAGGAUUAGGGGUUUAGGGUUUCGAAUUCAAUUUCGUUUUCUAUCGCAAUCAGUUAAACAACAAUUAAACUGUCCACUAUUUCUUGGCAACUCUCGGAAUUUUGAGAAAUUCCGUAAUUCGUUUCUUUGUAUAUUAUUUUUUGGUCUUUGAUUGGCCUGUUGAGAAUCGUUAUCCUCUUGAUUUUUCGUUCGGAAUUCUCUCUUGCCUGUCUUUGUUACUUUUGUUGCUAUGUUAUGAUGAUCCCUGGGUUUACCAUUUAGAAUCAAUCACAUUUGCUUCUCCUCCGUCCAUACCUCAUGGCUCGGUUUCAAUCAAAAUUCUUACUCUGCUAUUCCGUCUGGCCUCUCAUAUUGUUUCCACCUUUCCAUAUUUGCAAUCUCUCUUCUAUGAAUGCUUCUGGCUUCUGUGCUUCCUUCACAGUUGCCCUGCAAGCUUGCUUUUCUAGAUGCAUAAAAUGCCUGGGACAAGACAAAGAGAUGUAACAGCCCAAAAUCCAGAGUCACCAGAGGGGAACAGUGAGCCUGAAAAACCCACAGAUUCUGAUGAGCAGGUAGACUUUGAUGGGGACAAUGAUCAAGAGGAAGAAAUUGAAUAUGAAGAAGUAGAGGAGGAAGAAGAAGUGGAAGAUGAAGAAGUUGAAGAGGUGGAGGAGGAGGAGGAGGAGGAGGAAGAGGAAGAAGAAGUAGAGGAAGAGAGUAAGCCCUCAGAUGGCGAGGAAGAGAUGAGAGUAGAUCAUACUAAUGAUGAGGUUGAGAAAAAGAAACAUGCUGAGCUACUUGCACUUCCACCUCAUGGUUCAGAGGUCUACAUUGGGGGUAUUGCUAACAAUGUUUCUGAAGAAGAUUUGAGAGUCUUUUGUCAAUCUGUUGGAGAAGUGUCAGAGGUAAGAAUUAUGAAGGCGAAAGAAUCCGGUGAAGGAAAAGGUUAUGCUUUUGUGGCCUUCAAGACAAAGGAAUUGGCCUCCCAGGCUAUUGAGGAACUGAACAACUCUGAAUUUAAGGGGAAAAAAAUAAAGUGCUCAUCAUCCCAAGCUAAGCAUAGGUUGUUCAUUGGUAAUAUUCCUAAAAAAUGGACUGUAGAAGAUAUGAAGAAGGUUGUUGCAGAUGUUGGCCCUGGAGUCAUUUCUAUUGAACUGCUGAAGGAUCUACAGAGUUCUGGCCGUAAUCGGGGCUUUGCUUUUAUUGAGUAUUACAACCAUGCUUGUGCAGAAUAUUCGAGGCAGAAGAUGUCAAACUCAAAUUUUAAACUUGAAAAUAAUGCUCCAACAGUGAGCUGGGCUGACCCACGUAAUUCUGAAUCAUCUGCAGUCUCCCAGGUAAAAGCAGUGUAUGUAAAAAACCUUCCAGAAAACAUUACUCAAGAUAGUCUUAAGAAGCUGUUUGAACAUCAUGGAAAGAUCACAAAAGUGGUUCUCCCUCCUGCUAAAGCUGGACAAGAAAAGAGCAGAUUUGGUUUUGUGCAUUUUUCUGAUAGGUCAAGUGCCAUGAAGGCAUUGAAGAAUACAGAGAAAUAUGAAAUUGAUGGCAAAAAUUUGGAAUGUUCACUUGCUAAGCCGCAGGCUGACCAAAGGUCGUCCGGCACAUCAAAUUCACAGAAGCCAGUCGUACUUCCCACUUAUCCACAUCGUCUUGGUUAUGGUAUGGUUGGAGGUGCAUAUGGUGGCAUCGGUGCAGGAUACGGUGCUGCUGGCUUUGCACAACCACUUAUGUAUGGUAUGGGAGCAAACCCUGCUGGCAUGCCAAUGAUGCCAAUGCUUCUACCAGAUGGAAGAAUUGGAUAUGUAGUGCAACAGCCAGGUUUGCAACAGCCAAGUUUGCAACAGCAUGCUCCUUCACCAGUAUCCCGACAUGGCAGGAGGAGUGGUGGUGGUAGCUCAAGUGGUGGGAAGCGCGGCAAUGACAAUAACCGUGGGCAUCGCCGAUAUAAUCCCUACUAAAGUAAUUGCCUUCAUGUGUGCUUCAUGGCGCUGGGAAAUCAAGCGAUUGCACCUAAGGCUUUAAAGUCCCCAUGACACACAAGGCACGAAGCUCAGCCAGAUAAGAUGAAUAGGUGGUAUUGUGCAUUAAGUUAUGAUUCUUGUAAGAUUAUUACAUCUACUUUAAUUUAAGGCUAAUAUUCAAUUUAGUGUCUCCGUGAACUUUUCAUUUAAUUUUGUAUAUUAAUCUUGUCCUUGAGAUUUUCAUCCUCAUUCUGAAAGAUGCCAAAUUGAAGGACAUACGUUAUAUGUUAGAAGGUUGAUGAAAAA